AAAGCUAAGAACCAAUUCAUUUGUAGUGAUUGAUAGAGCUCCUUUCACGAGGCAUGUCUCUCUACACAGACUAACAUGUUACUCUGUGGUUUCUCACAGCUGAUUUUCAGAAUCUACAUCAAAGAUUUCAUUGUUUAUGCUUGAUGUUAUAAUUCUUGUAAUCUAUUCUCUAUUAAAUUGUUAUUAUCAGUGACUGCCUAUUUAAUUUAACUAUGACUUCUGGCUUUGCAAAUGUGCUUAACAGACUGAGAGUUCCGGUUGUAAUUGCUGCCACAGGUGCUUACUAUGGUCUUGAUAUUUAUAAAUCAAAGUCUGCUAAAAACACUCUUGUUGAGAUAAAAUUAGAUGGUGGCACAAUACCUGGUAUUACAUCGCCAACACCAAGUAUCCAACCACCUUUACAAGAAAUCAUUGAUGAAGUCAAAUCAAAGUUAAACCUACCAAAAAUUAAAAAAGAUGCCCUAAAUUUUUAUGGAACUCCUUUUCCGAUUCCACAAAUCCAUGGAUUCUAUUCAUCGUAUUCACAGAUUGACGUGUUUUUACCUGACUAUUUAAACCUUACUAAUUCCGAACAGUUGACUGGUACAGCUAUUCGCAAUUUAGUUAAACUAUUGGGAUAUGAUUGUGAUACUCUAACUAAAGAGGAUUGGUUAACACCCGACGGAGUUUCUCUAAUCAAUUCAUUCUUCUUAAGCAAACGAGCAAAGAAAUUUUUAGUCACCCAAACAUCAUAUUCAAACUUCAACUAUGAAUAUUUUUUCAAGCAUUUAAUCUUCGGUUUGACUUUCACCGCUGGCUUGGCAGCCUUGGGUUUAAUUGAAGAAAGAAUGAAAGGAACUGCUGCUGCGAAGCUUGUUGUCACUCUCUUCAUGUUAGUCCCGGUCAUAUCUGUCUACUUUAUCAUGUCUAAUCAUGCAAAAAUGAUUUGCGAGUCAAAGGGUAUUGCCCAAGCUGUGUCUAGAAACAUGUUGUCUCCUCGUGAAUUGCAUAAACUCAAAGAUGCUGAUGUGAUUGAUGAAGAAAUGCUUCUUGGUGGAAUAGAGUAUUACACAAAGUUGUCCCAAAGAGAAAAAGCAUUACUUCGAUUAUUCAAUACCGGAUUCAGUUUAUCUGGGAUGGUUGAUCAAGAUGGUGAACCUUUAAAAUUAUUUGUCGCAGAUUUACCCAAAAAAGAAGUUAUUGCCUUAUUAGAAAAAGUUCAUAGUUUAAUGGACGAGAAAUCAUCCGCGAAAUGAGCUUCAGUGAAGAUAUGGUCAAAAUCGAGAAACACGAAACAGAGAAAAGAAAGCAAAUUAGAGAGAGUUGAAAUCUGAACGAUCAUCUUAUGCAAAAUAAAUUGUAAAAUUACAAUGUAGAUUGAAUAAUUUAAAUUUUUACUUCACUGCCAUUGAAUAAUUGGCUGAAAUCCAAUGUAAAAAUAAUCAAACAAAUGUACAACAAAAAAGUAAAAAACAAUAGUUGAUAUUCAAAUCCUUUCUCACAUAUGGUCUUACAUGCAACCCUUUUUAUGUUCAUUUUUGGUUAACUCCGGGUUAUUUUUUGGGAGGUGAACCUUUAAGGACCACAGGUGCCAAUUGUUUCUCUCGCUGAAGCUGUUCAUCUUUUCUCAUUUCUUUCUCCAAGAUUUGCUUUUGCACCAUUUCUUGUAACUUUAAACCUCGUUUUCUUAUUCUUUCCGCUUUCUCCGAUAACAUUUCCAUAUCUUUUUUUACGUUAUUCAAUUUGGACAAAUAAUGUGAAGCUCGAGUAAUCAAAGUGUCAAUUUCCAAUGGCUUAGUGAAUUCAUUGAAUCGUGAGUUUUCUUGGUCUAGCAUAACAUGAAGGGAAACUUGAUAUUCCAUCAAUUGGGUGAAUGAUGGAGGUAUAGAAGAGUUGUCAUUCUUGUUGGAUUCCAUAUUUUAUCAAGAGCACUUACUUGUUAGGCACACAAAUUCAAAAAACAAUAGAUAAAUGUAGCAACGAUUUACAUUUGAAAUGCAAGAUAAUUCAGA
Messenger RNA from Tetranychus urticae (two-spotted spider mite), 1991 nucleotides. RefSeq lists its product as uncharacterized. The record is from RefSeq and is a predicted model, not a curated record. Lineage: Eukaryota; Metazoa; Arthropoda; Arachnida; Trombidiformes; Tetranychidae.